AUGCACUUCCAUCAAAUUUUGGGAUUCAUCAUCGCUCUUUUCUCCCCACAUACCACAGUCGCAAGCAAAAUCAACCUKCCUUCCUACCCGCUAGCGGUCAAGUCGCCCUAUCUCUCCACCUGGCUUCCGAGUACUGGAAUCGACAAUGUGGCCACCGCGCAACCGCAAUUCUGGAACGGCCAAGACCUGACAUGGCCAAUUUUGGCUCGAAUUGAUGGCAAGACGUACGCUCUUCUCAAUUCGCCGGCGGGACUGACGGGUGGUCAGGGUGGUAUUAGUGCUGCCAUGACGGUGAAUGUCAGUUUCAGCUCCACUCGUACCUUGUUCAAGCUGGCUGCGGACGGUGUCAACUUUACACUGGACUUUUUCUCGCCGGUAUAUCCCAAGAACUACUCGCUCCAGUCGUUGCCGUACUCCUAUUUGACCGUCAAUGCUACAAGCUCAAGUCCACGUCGAAUUCAGAUAUUCUCGGCUAUCGAUCAGACGUGGACAGCGCAAAAUGGCCAGUCAGAUAUCAACUAUGCGACCACAUGCAAGACAGGCUUCUUCCAACUUCACAACCCAAACGAGACACCCUUCACCGAGAUCGACGAUCAAGCGACUUGGGGCACUGUAGUGUUUGGAACUUCCGCAGAUGCAAAUAUCACACAUGCUGCCAAUGCUGCCAACACAGUGUAUAAAGCAUUUCUGAAUCACGGUAAUCUUGCAUCUGUGAACUCGACAGCAUCUGGAACGAAUUUGGCCGCCAUUUCCAAAGAUUUGGGUGAUGUGGAUAGUGACGGUGCGUGCGUUACCUUUGCCGUGGGCUUUCAACGAGAUUCAGCCAUCGAUUAUCUGGGCGAGGUGCAGACAGGAGUACAUCGCGCUCUGUGGCCGGAGAUUCCAGACGCUUUCGACUUUUUCAUAGGCAACUAUGACAACGCCUAUGCUGCAUCUCUCGCAUUUGACAGCACCGUGCGGUCUCGAGCGGAAUCCGUCUCGGGCGAUUUUGGCAGCCAGUAUGCGGAUAUCUUGGAAGCCAGUGUGAGGCAGACGUUUGCUGCUUAUGAGUUGACGGUUCCUGAUAACGACCGAACUGCAGCUCCGUGGGCUUUUCUCAAGGAAAUCUCCUCCGAUGGCAACACUAACACUAUAGACCUGAUAUUCCAGACUUGGCCGAUCUUCAUCAGCUUGAAUCCCGAAUGGAUCAAGUGGCAGCUCCAGCCUGUACUAUCGUACCUUGCGUGUGGAAGGUGGCCGAAGAAAUACGUUAUUCACGACAUUGGCACACACUAUCCAAACGCCACAGGCCACGAUGAUGGCAACGAGGAAUCAAUGCCACUCUUCGAAACUUCAUCGAUGUUCAUACUACUCUACACCUACCAGCUCUUCUCAAAUGACACUUCUCUAACAGCUGAAUAUGCCCACCUCUUACCGGGCUGGGCGGAAUACCUCGUCGAAAAUUCUCUCUAUCCUUCCAGUCAGCUCAUCAGCGUCGACGCCAUACCCGCUACACCAAACCAAACAGCUCUUGCGAUUCAAUCUGCCAUUGGAUUGAACGCCGCCAGCAAACUCCUUCAAAAUACCAGCUACGCAGAUACUGCACAUUCUUUCGCAAAAACAAUAUACAACGACGCACUAGGACUGAAUGGUGCUACCGUCAACGAAAGCGCGCACUUCACUUACAACUACGGCGGCUCGGAGACAUGGAACGUGCUAUUCGCCAGCUACUCCGACGUCCUCUUAAACCUCACCACUUUCCCCCAAACAGCCUGGGAUCUCCAAAGCGACUGGUAUCUCUCACAGAUCCAAGACGCAGGCCUCGCGUUCGCGGGACCCGUCUCUGAUCGCGGUGUCGAUUGGGCGUUAACGGAUUGGAAUUUCAUGAUCGCUAGUGUGAGCUCCACGGAAUUACAAGGUAAGAUUGUGCAGAGUACGUGGGAGUUUUUGGGGAAUGGGAUGAAUAGUGUUCCUUUUGGGACGAAGUAUCUUGUUGAAGGGGAUGAGAGGGGGAAGUGGAUUGCGAAUAAGGCGAGGAGUACGGUUGGGGCGCAUUUUGCUUUGGUAGCGUUGCGGCAGGGGGCGUGGGAUUGGUGA
Molecule: messenger RNA, 2076 nt
Organism: Ramularia collo-cygni
Lineage: Eukaryota; Fungi; Ascomycota; Dothideomycetes; Mycosphaerellales; Mycosphaerellaceae
Product: related to glutaminase A
Exons: 3
Coding region: 1-2076 (691 amino acids)
Source: RefSeq, a predicted model, not a curated record